UGCUUUUAAACUCAUCUGCUGUGAUCCUUCUAAAAAAUCGCCUACAAGUCAGAGGCAUUUUACGUGCGAGGCUACAUUUACCCCUCUCCUUCGACAUUUCACCCUCUCCGCUUUACGCAAUGUAGGCCUAUCCAUGAAGAAACAGUAAUGUGUUAAAUGUUAAAAAUACCAAUUCGCCGAAUUUCUCAUGCUGAAAGAGGACUCCGCAACUCGCGUGCACGGCUCUGGUGCGUCUGUGCAAUAGACUCUGAAAAGAAAACUAUUAAUUUACAGUUGGAAACACGUCGCUGCAAAAAGGACAUUGAAAACCUAUUUUUUAACUUUAAGACAAAUACGCUUAAAAAGCAAACUGGCUCACGUUCUUCCAAACCAACCCAGUUUGACAGCUGCUCUUCACCCCCUUUGGAGGACUGUCGGCAGCAAGAGGAUGGCAUCAGAACUGGCAAUGAGCAACUCCGACCUGCCCACCAGUCCCCUGGCCAUGGAAUAUGUUAAUGACUUCGAUCUGAUGAAGUUUGAAGUGAAAAAGGAGCCGGUGGAGCCCGAUCGCAACAUCAGCCAGUGCAGCCGCCUUAUCGCCGGGGGAUCCUUGUCUUCCACCCCGAUGAGCACGCCUUGCAGCUCGGUGCCCCCUUCUCCAAGCUUCUCGUCGCCCAGUCCGGGGUCGGGGAGCGAACAGAAGGCACACUUGGAGGAUUUCUACUGGAUGUCCGGUUAUCAACCGCAGUUGAAUCCGGAGGCGCUGGGCUUCAGCCCCGAAGACGCAGUUGAGGCGCUGAUCAACAGCAGUCACCAGCUCCAGUCCUUCGAUGGCUAUGCUAGAGGGCAGCAGUUUGCCGGCGGAGCCGGAGGAGGAGGCACCAUGGGCGGGGAAGAGAUGGGCUCUGCCGCGGCGGUGGUGUCCGCAGUUAUCGCCGCCGCAGCAGCCCAGAACGGGGGGCCCCACCACCACCAUCACCACCACAACGGCGGCCACCAUCACCAAUCACCCGGGGUCUCGUCCAACGGCAGCUCCGGAGGAAACCACCCACACAUGGGACAUUUGGACGACCGGUUUUCGGACGACCAGCUGGUGGGCAUGUCGGUGCGGGAGCUCAACCGGCAGCUACGGGGAGUCAGCAAGGAAGAAGUGAUCCGGCUGAAACAGAAGAGGAGGACCCUAAAGAAUAGAGGCUAUGCGCAGUCCUGCCGCUACAAGCGGGUGCAGCAGCGGCACGUCCUGGAGGGCGAGAAGACGCAGCUCGUCCAGCAAGUCGACCACCUCAAGGCGGAGAUCUCCAGGCUGGCCCGGGAGAGGGACGCAUACAAAGAAAAAUAUGAGAAGCUCAUCAGCAACGGCUUCAGAGAAAAUGGAUCCAGCAGUGACAACAACCCUUCCUCCCCGGAGUUUUUCAUGUCAUCCAGAAAAUUCCUCCAUCUGUGAUCGAGAGCCUCGCCCCUCUGCGCCCUUGGUCUUGAUGUCUGAGAUAACCUGGCGACUGAACGCUGAUGACUUAAGAGUGACUGACCAAUGGCAUGAGGAACCUCACAAAGCACAACAACAUUUAAAGAUGACUUCACUGGAGAAGAAGAAAAGACCCCCUAAAAACCUUGUAGAGAAAUGCUUCAGAGCCUCUUCCUACUCCCACUUCCCUCUCCGCUAUUUUACCUCCAGCUUUUUUGUAAGAAAACAAAAACAAAAACAAACAAAACACUGACUCAAAUGAUGAAUCAAGAUGAUUGACAACAUCAGAAGAAUAUUAUGGGAGAAACCAUUUCCUUUGUAUGGGGGGGAAUCAAACUUUGAUGCAUGUUACUGUAAGUAGUUCAUCUAAAUCCUUUUCCCCCAAGUGGGAUCCUCCACUAAGAAGACUCGUCCAAAUCCAGUGGUCCUGAUUUAGGAUAAAAUACACAAGCAACCCACCUCCUCCCUCUGAAAUCCCUUACUCUAUCUUCCCUAUCAGAGGUCAUUGUAACUACCAUUGACAAUAUGUUCCUCGUUUUAGAGAACUUACUUCCUGUAUCAUGUUGGAGUUAGUUGGACUGUAAGACUACUAUAAUGUAUACUAUUUGCAUAAUGAACCAGUCUUCCUUUCCAAUGGACAUGAGUGAUGUACUAUAGCAUGGAUCUGACUUUACUGUAUUCCUCAGUAUGCUUGUAGAUCACAAAACUCAUAAUUGUGGAUAGUACAACAAUUACACCAUUUUAAUCCUAGAUUCCUAUCUUUACCAGGCAGUAUUAACUUACUGUAUACCAAGUAGGGCAUUUUGUUGACCUGUAUAUUUGACUAAAUGCAUAGAAAUGCAAGUAAUAGCUCAUUGUAUUAUUUGAAUACCUGCAGACAUAUUAGGGAAACAUUUCUGUCUAUAAAGACAAUGGGCCUGUGACUGAGUCAUAUAGCGUUGACUAUAUUAUGAAGGUAUAACCCAGAAUAAAGUCUUAGAGAGUAAACAUACUAUAGUAUCCUCAGCAGGGGCCCCGCUGCAUCUAUGUCAUGUGUCAACCUGAGAUCCGUGGGGGGCCAAUCUUGUAUUUUGUUUGUUUCUUUGUUGUUUCCUCAUCCCUUUUGAAUAGCUUGUACCAAUGGCCCCUCUGGGCUCUGUACUGUGGCCUCUCUCAUGGAUCUCUCAUAGGGCAACACAUGUCCUCAGCUAAGGCAGGUGUCUCUAUCUCUCUCUCCCACAUCACCUGGCAUGGUUUACCCAGGGGCUUCUCUGUAUGACCAACAAGGAGAACGGAACAUCACAGUAUGAUUUCAAGGUUGCAGAAACCAUAUUGACUUUUGACCUAUCUCAAACGGUCUACUGAAGACAUAACAACAACCAGACAAACUACAGCUGGUGGUGCAAGAGAGGAUACUGUGCAUGGAACGCAACGCACGCAAGAUAACCUGAAAGCAUCUUCAUCCUCUUGCAUCCUCUACCUAUCGAUGUGCUUCCAGGACAAACCUGAUACCUAAACAGCCCCUCGCCUGCUCCCACAAUCCUCUCUGCUCCUCCUCUCGCCCAUCCCAGAGACUCGUGAGGCGAGCGCCAGUUGAUCUGUUUAUAAACGUUACGGAUGGACGCUCAUCGUGACGGUUAAAAACAAACAAACACAUACACAUACACACGCACAUACACCCACCCACACAUACAUAAACACUCUCAAAGGGAGACAAGUGGAAUACAGUGGUGUAUGUAUGUAUAUUCUGUAUGUAUAGAACCCUCAGCUGUAAGUAGUACAUGUUGACAUGUUGAUGAAAAUAUGCAUUGUGAUCAUAAUACCUACCGUAGACAGGCUGGUGGCCGUUGAUUCAGACAGAGGAAGAGACACUCUCUCUAAUCCGAUGGAAGCACUCUAUCCUAUGUUUUCAGGGUACAUACUCUAAGUUUCCUUAAUGACAGAAAAUAUAAUGUGAUGGAAAUACUGUUCCUUUUAAAAAGGACCUCCUAAGCAAAACCACCGAGCUGAAUGGGUUUUAAGCACUUUGAUGGGAUGCAUAACCCCCCCCUUUGAUGUCAGAAAGAACCUGGCCAGAGUGAGAGAGCAGGGGGUGUGGAGGGUGUAGGGGGCAAGGGGAGGGAGGGAGGGCAAACUGGGGCGCUCCAAUUAAGUGGCAGUGCACAAAGUGGCGUGGGGCGCCCUGCCAGGAACUGUCUAUUCAUCCUAUGUCAAAGGGAUUUACACAUCUCAAUGAGUCAAGAGCACUGCCAGGGCCUAGCAGCAUGAUGAACAAGGGAGGAGAGGAAUACAGGAAAAGAGGAGUGCAGAGGAAAUGAGAGAUAAAGGCAGAGAUGUAGAUCGACAGAGAGGAGAGAGAAUGGCAGAAAUGUAGAUUGACAGAGAGGAGAGAGAACAGCAGAGAUGUAGAGUGACAGAGAGGAGACAACAAGGAAACAAUGUGACAAUGUUGAAGUUAAAUGGUUCCCACAUUUAGGAAUGAAGGGCAGCAUUUCAGACAAAACCCAACAUUCUCUCAGCUAGAUCUGACCAGACAAAAUCUGCUCUUCUCUCAGGUCAUCUCCACAACUUCUCUCCUACCCUUCAGCCACAGAGUUCACUGACCCCUCCACCCCAGCUAGUGCCACUUCCCCACAGCCCUUUGACCUCACGUCCUAUCUGGCGUUGACUCUGUGUUAAUGAACAAUAGCUCUAAGCUUAACCAGAUGUUCAGGCUAGCCGUUAAAUACCUGUUGCCCUUCCACCCCAGCGAUUCCUUUAUCCUUCCCCAGUGCAGCUGCACUCUCCCUGGGCUGGGCUCCACGUGCUUCAGCCCCUCUAUGGAGGGGGCCUCCACACAACCUGACUCUGCUCUGAUCUGCUCUGCUGUCAUCAUCUAACAAUAGCAGUGCUCACUGACUGAUGAAUCAUGGCUUUAACAUAGGGACUGAUGAGGAUUGAUGAGGAUUCAUGGGCUUCGGUGAUGACAGGUCUGAUGCCAGGGGUGUUGAUGGUAUGGCAGAGACAUCAUAAUGAAGCAACUAUUUGGGUUUACAUUGGCUUAUAUUGUAUGUUUCAUAAAAUUAUACACAGACCAAUCAAUGCAAGUGAAUCAUGUACAGUGGCUCUCCAGUGUAAAGUAUUACCAAACCCAAAACAAUAUUUAACAGUGGAUUAAACAAUGGGAAGACAUCAGAGACGGAGAGGGAUGGACAUAGACUGUGACCAGGGACAGUUAAGGAAGAGUUGGCCCCAUUAGGAAAGUAGAGUAGAGAUAGAAACCAGUUCAAUUUGGUAAACCAUCUUCUUCCCUUCUCCCCCGUCUGUGUGUGUGUGUGUGUGUGUGUGUGUGUGUGUGUGUGUGUGUGUGUGUGUGUGUGUGUGUGUGUGUGUGUGUGUGUGUGUGUGUGUGUGUGUGUGUGUGUGUGUGUGCGUGCGCCUGCCUGCCUGCCUGCCUGCCUGGUGGGGAAGCAGUAGUAGUAAAAGGCGUUUGAUGUGUGUAUUAGCGCCCGUCCUUGCGGUCAGCGCGUACACAAACACAACAUCAAAAGGAGGAUGGGAGCGGCGCUGCUACCUGGCUCUGUGGUGAUAAGUUAAUGCAGAUCUGUUAGGCAGAAACAUAUUAAAGGAUGAAGAUGUCAGUCACACACACGGCAGGAGACAUCACGUUGAGCUACUGUUGAUGUCCUCCCGAGUUUGAAGCUUUCUGAUUUCGCCAAUAUGAAGCAAAACCAUUUUUCUGAGGAGUUAAAGAAGGUAUAAGUGACAGAGACAGUUGUGAUCCCCCCUCGCCUGUUUGAAGAACACGGUUAGUGUGUUUUUCACUGAGAUAAACUAGCAGACUGCACACAUGCCGUUUUAUCAGAGUAUGACCCUGACCACAACAUUUCCCAGAAGCCUCAGUGUUAUUCACAGGUUUUUGUAGACGCUCACACAGUCACACGCAUGCACACAUGCUCUUAUACACAAACACUUACACACACACACACACACACACACACUCACACACACACCCGUACACACACUCAGACUAAUCUAAACAAUCGGACUGUAUGUAAACAGAUCUGCAAAAUAAUGGAUUCUUCAGUGUGCAAAAAAUAAGUUGUUAGCGUAUUCACAGGUCAAAGUUAUGUUACCCAGAGUGCCACGCUGGGGGUAUAUUAACAUGAGGGAUAUUUGGGAGGAUGGACGGAGGGGGGGAUAGAGUGCUGUCCUGAUUCAGAUUUACCCCUUAUUGGGCACCCCUUACCUCUUCCUUUAUUUAUUUCUCUCCUCCACUCCAAUACAUACACAGACCCUGCAUUUAAUCAGGCUCACCCCUCCCCCUCUUACUUUAUUUUCUCUCUCCUCUCUUCUCACUGCUCAUUCCUUAUUUCAUAUGUCUUCUCUGUCUCAAUCCCCUUCCUCCUCUCUUUCCUCUCCCUCCUCCUUCUCUCUAUCACCUUUCCCAUUUUCUUUCCUCUCUUCGCUUCACCUCUCCUUUUCUCCUCUUUUUCUGCUCUUUCCUCUCUUCUCCCUUUCUCCCCCUAUCCCAGACGGAGGCAAGCUAUUGAGGUGAAGCACUCCAUCAAUCUCCCUGGAGAGAGAGAGAGAGAGAGAGAGAGAGAGAGAGAGGUGAAACGGACCCAGAAUCUUGUUUUUGGAUUAAGCAAAUAGGGGAGUGGGUAAUAUAGGGCCAUCAGGCUGCUUGGUGGGUCAUUUGUCAGUCCUUCGCACGGCCACACAAACAAGAGACAAGAGGAGAGAGAAAGUCAAUUACCACUGUCAGUGGAGAGGGGGAGAAUGAGAAAGAUAGAGGGAGGGAGCCAUAUCCACUUUCAUUAGAAGCCUAUGUAUCCUCUAGCCAGUGUUCUGCAGUGACUACCAUGGCUUAUGCAUGUGUCAAGUCACAUCCACAAACAAACCACUAGACCAUUCCAGUGUUGUGUCUGUUAGGAUAAAGACUCUGUACCUUAUUUGCUUUGGCCUCGUAGCUUAACAACUUAGCUGGCCUGUAUUUGUUUUAUCACCUAGCUCCUUCUCAUGCCUGGUUAAUAAGUACAUGCCUCUCUGGUUAUACAGUUCAUUAGUGUGAUGGCUAGCUGGCUAAUGUGUGUGUAGGGUAGGCUCCUGUCCCAUUGGAGCAAGUGCACAUAGGGGCGGUGUGGCAGAGCAAACAGUGGGGAAGGACAGAGAAGAGGAAAACAGCUUAUAAGAGAGACAAUGUGACUGGUCAUUUAGCUAAUGGCAGUGAUGUAAUAGUGAAGCCGGUGCCUCCUGUGAUUCUGUGGACUCUAGGGGCGUAGUGGUGUGUAGUGGUGUGUUAGAGCAGACGGUCACAUAGGGGGACUGUAGAGAGACCUUCCAGUGUUGUGACUGGACAUGACACACACACACAUGCUCACGUUCCAACGCAUGUCUGUAUCUGUGUGUCAUUUUUGGGUUGGCUCUGUGAUGAUUAGGCUUGACCUGAGACCUGAGACUGACCUUUGGCCUGAGGCCGGACAAGGUAUUGGCAGUGAGGUCACAGGAUUACUGUAUAGACCUUCCCCUCUUUUAAGCCAGACCCCCAUCUGCCUCCAUGGCUGUCCCAGGUCAAAUCAACCUCAUAAUGCUGUACCACAGUGGCAGGGACAAUGAGACUACCAUACUGCUGUAAUGUCAUCAGAACAGAGUGGUGGAGCCUGGCUUAGGCUACUGAGAUAAUGAACAGAGGGUUUAAUAUGGUGAUAAAGCUCCCAAAGCCCAGCCUGACCAACCGAUUGGAUUGGGCUCAAGGGGGCCCACUAGCCUCACAUCAACCCCCUUGACCCCUCACCGAGCUGGGAUCGGCACCCAAGAAGAUUUGGGGGUCUGGAUAGAAUCGGAUUAGCCAAAUGGUCCUGACGUGAUGUAAUUGCCAAGGGACUGACCCCUGUGUAACACCAUAACCAUAACAAUGCUGAAUCCUCAGCAUCUUGCCUAGUUAAAUAAAGGUUAAAUAAAAAUUAAAAUCUGAUUGGCUUACAAGGAGAAUGUUGUUCCUGAUUUCCCAGUAAGGUUCAGCUAGGGUGACACGGAUAUGUCAUGUGAGGUGUCAUAUUUAGCUAUUAGCUAAAUCUGGUCUGACACAUGUUUUCUCAGUGCUUUGAGACUUAUGUUUUUGUUGUGUAUUGUCCCUGCCAAAUAAACUUCAUAAAUAAGAAAAUAAAACAUAAAAAGGUUGUUGGUAAAUGCAUAAAAGCCCAAACCUGGCUGAGGUUGUUAUAGGGGAGGGAACUUCUAGAAAACCUGAGUUCCCGCUCGAGAAAUAAAUAAAUUGUGGAAUAAUAAAUCGCCCAGAGACAAUGGACAGGUGGCAUUUCAGGCUGCGCCGUUUAGUCGUGCAGUCUGCUUUCUGACAGCUUGAUUUAGGCACCUGCAGCCGAGCCAGAAUAAUUGAGAGAGAGAGAGACAGAGACAAACAGAGAGACCGAGAGAAACAGAGAGAAACAGAGAGAGCCAGAGAGAAACAUAGAGUGAGAUAGAGAGAGACAAAGAGAAACAGAGAAACAGAGAGACAGAGGGAGAAGGAAAAAGAAAACCAAGACACACAAAUCUUUAUUCCAUCUUCAAUUCUCAGGCCUGAACUGCACUGAUUGCAGAGGAUACCAUUCUACCACUCAAAUGGCUGCACCCAGAUCAGCUCAAUGAGGUGGAAUAAGGAGCUCUGCCCAUUCUACGUCACUGUGAGUCGUGAUGCCCAUCUGACUCAGGGUCAGGUGCGUAGAGUGGUCACAGAAGGGAUUGAGUCACCCCUCCACCGUCACAGCCACCUGUGCCUGGCCCUUUCUGAGUCAUAUAGGACUCAUUGGGGGCAAGUGGAUUAGGGUGCAGAGAGGGGGAGUUUUGGGGGAACUUUGGUGGGGGGAAGGGGGGUUGGCAUAGGGUGUCCCCCACUGAGAGAUGGGUGUAAUCCCUCUGUAUUAAAGCAGUGAAACCUUGUCAGGGUCCAGAACAUUCUCCCAAAAACCAUCCUCUUCACCCCUACCCCUUUUCAUGCCCCCCAGCAUACAGAGAGUUAGAGCAACAUGGCGGGACAACCAUACGCUUUCACAGGGUUUCCUAAAACAGAGUGCCCCCCCAACUCAAUCAACAUGUAUCAUUAAAUUCCCACAAAUAAAUAAUUGUGAUAAAAUCUUUAUUACCAAUUGGCUACAUACUAUGAAGUUCAAUACACCAAUAUUCACAAUAAAACAUUUUUCUUUUAGAUUGGCCUCUAUUUAGUUUUAGGGGUAAUAUUUUGCUGUGGUUAUGUCCCUCCUAAUCUCGAGGUCAAGCAGUGAUGAUUUUUUACCCAAUCUGUUUUAAAAGUAUUGCCAUUAGAGGACAAUUAAACAUUUACAGCUCCUGGUGUAAAGCUGGUUUAAAGCCUGUUUCAAUAAGCCCCACCUCCUCUCGCCCGCCCAAGUUAAUUUGCUCUUCCCCCUCAUUUCAAUUUCACUGUAGUAAACGUCUUCCUUAUUCCCCAUGAGGGCUUCCAUGGUGAGGUUUUGAUUGUCCAAGGGGGUGGGCUGUGGUGUUGGCUGUGGUGGAAUCGUCAAAGGGGUCGUCAAAGCCUCGGCGAUGCUUGCCGGAGUCUUAUUGCCGUGGCAAUCUGCCCCCUGCUACUUGGCCUGGGUGACCCCAGUCAGAGAUAAGCUUUAUGGGAUGGCCCAUUAACAUGCUGGGCAGGCCACCUCCCUCGUUUAUCAAAGGCGCUGCUGUGAAAUCAACUGUUUAAGGACCCCCAGUGAGAGGAUAGCGCUGCUGAUUGCCUAUAUUAGGGCCUGGCUUGUAAAUGAGGCGCCCAUAGACAAAGAACCUUCAGUAGACUAGAGAUACAUAUAAUUAUAUGCUAGUGUUAUUCUCACUAACUGAGCAAUAUAUUUAAUGACUACUGCAAUAGCCGCAAGAGGGUUGGCAUUGCAACCCCCAAACCUGAAAACUCUGGGGGAGGAUGUAUGUGUUUAUCCACGUCUUCCAUGUACAGCAUGAACCCACAGAAUACAACAAUCAAACAACACCUAUAUGACGUUACACGUAAUGAUGUUAAAAUAUAUAUUUGUCUAUGUAUGGCUAUAUAAAUGUCCACUCCCAUGAUGCUGUAUCUAAAGAACUCAAUAGUCUUCCUUUCCUUCUACCCUGUCAAGGCUUCCUAUGGUCCGGUGGAUUUCAUGUUGUUCUGUGGCUGUUUUGUGGAGAUGGACAUGUUAGCCACGUUAGCCGUGGAGUAGUGUAGCCUCAUGUUAGCCACGUUAGCCGUGGAGUAGCGUAGCCUAAUUUUAGCCACGUUAGCCGUGGAGUAGCGUAGCCUCAUGUUAGCCACGUUAGCCGUGGAGUAGCGUAGCCUCAUGUCAGCCACAUUACCCGUGGAGUAGCGUAGCCUCAUGUUAGGGAGGUGAGGCUGCUGCGGCAUGGUCCGCUUAAAGCCUGAUCACUGGUGAAGGCCUUGUCAAUAUGUCUUCCGUGAUGGAUGGUGAUGGCCCACCGCGUCUUUGUACACAACAGGGGGCCCAAAUGUUUGUCGCCUGAGAGAUAGAGGGAGGGAGGGAGACAGGGAGGGAGGGAGGGUGCGUGCGAGACUCAGCUUAAUGUCCUUCACCAGUGCUGUGCAUGUUCUCCCAACUCUGUGCUAUUUGCUUUUCCCUUCACGGCAUGGUUAACACCGUAAAUUAACCUUUCCAAUCACUCUGUGCUCAGAGUUUGGUGCACAACACAGACAGAGACAGAGAUGGAGCGAGAGAGAGACAGAGAGCGAGAAAGACACAGUGUUACACAAUGCGAUAGCACUGACUUGAGAGAGAGACAGAACAUUCUCUUUUAUGUGCAUGUCUUGUGUACUCUGCAAUAUGUCCGUAUCAAGCUGCUUUCUCUUCACCAUUCUAGAGAUGUAAAUGAAACACAUGAAAGAUGAUGUGCUGUAGAAUCCCUCCUCCUUGUAGCCCAUGUCUGUAAAUAGAAUGUAAAUACCAAACAGCUAUGCAUGCUGAUAUACUAGCAAUUCGUUCAGGUACUUUUGUAAUCCAAGAUUCUCAUUUGGCAUGUACUGAAGAAGAAGAAAAAAUCUAACAAGAAAAUGAAAUAAAAAAUAAACUAUAAAAAUGGAUACAGUUUGUUAAACAACUUCAAAAACUGGGGGAUAUAUGUCUUUGCUGUUAAUGUUUUCUUACUGAUACUUAAAAUGCGAUAGCCUGCCAUUAUUAACAGUGCUCUGCUCAUGUUACUUGUUACUUGUUAUUAUGUUCGUUAAGAUAGGGUUGAGGCAAUAUAGGCCAUGAACCUCCCGUAGGUUAGUGGAUUGUCUAGGUCGGGGUAUGAUCGGAGAGCGAGGGGAGGGGUGGAGAAAAGCUCUGACUCAUACUUAUCAUAGAUUAUUUCAACUCCAUUGCACGUUCAUAUACAUACUCUAAAAUGAAUUAUUACAUAUCCUUAGUCGCUAAUUCAGCCAAUUAAAUGCCAUGGCCAAACGGUUUCGCUUGAAAGCUACUAGUUGAGUCGGCAGGAUCUGAGAGCCAGAUUGAGCUGCUUAUUUGAUUUAUUUAACCAAAAAGAAAAUUCACCAGCUUCAAAGAGUGGGCCGCUUUUUAAAAGGUACACAUAUGUUUCUAACACGACAACACAAAAUAAUACUACAACAAAGCUCAGAAGAAGCUUGGUAGAGAACAACUUUGUAAUGUUGAUUCACUUCACUUAUAAAUUGAGUGUGUAAUUAAUUAGUUACUAAUUACUUGCAAGGAGAAUUAGUCAUUUAAAGCUUGGACUGGACGAGUCCUGUGUUUCCAGUAUGGUCUUUGCAAUGCGUGGGUAUAUUGAGAAACAAGCAAUGAUUAUCAAAAAUUCAAAUUUGCCUCGGCCCUAGCGACUGAAACGUUCUCAGAGGAUGAGAAAAGAGGAAGGUUGGUUGGAUGAGAAUGUUUUUGUUUUCUAAGAGUGUUUAUUUUCCACCAUGUUAGAAUCUGAAUCCCAUGGCGCUCAUGGUAGAUGGAAGUGUCUAAUUUUUAACCUGUGCUAAAGAUAUUUUAAAUUUAAUAAAUAAUCGUUGUAACAAGA
Messenger RNA from Salmo salar (Atlantic salmon), 11431 nucleotides. It is a transcript of the gene mafa, whose product is annotated as MAF bZIP transcription factor a. NCBI's taxonomy places the organism in Eukaryota, Metazoa, Chordata, Actinopteri, Salmoniformes, Salmonidae. Gene Ontology annotation, biological process: regulation of transcription by RNA polymerase II. The record is from RefSeq and is a predicted model, not a curated record. Gene Ontology annotation, molecular function: DNA-binding transcription factor activity, RNA polymerase II-specific; RNA polymerase II cis-regulatory region sequence-specific DNA binding. Gene Ontology annotation, cellular component: nucleus.